Molecule: messenger RNA, 1234 nt
Organism: Cimex lectularius (bed bug)
Lineage: Eukaryota; Metazoa; Arthropoda; Insecta; Hemiptera; Cimicidae
Gene: nac
Product: GDP-fucose transporter 1
Exons: 1
Coding region: 129-1115 (328 amino acids)
Biological process (GO): GDP-fucose import into Golgi lumen; protein O-linked glycosylation via fucose
Cellular component (GO): Golgi apparatus
Molecular function (GO): antiporter activity
Source: RefSeq, a predicted model, not a curated record
ACUAGAUAACCAUGAUGGAAUGUCAACAAUGUUUUUUUAUGAUGUGACUGUUAAGUCGGCUUCUGUGUACAGUAUGGCAAUUUAUGGACGAAUUUAAACUUUUACUGUUGGAAAGACCAUAAAAAAACAUGACGACCACUCUAUACUUGAAUUAUGUUAAAAUUGCAUUGGUGGUGAGUCUAUAUUGGGUCGUUUCAAUUUUGACAGUGUUUGUCAAUAAGACCCUCCUGAGCAACAAAAGUGUAGAUGUGGACAUUCCAUUUUUUAUAGUCUGGUUCCAGUGUUUUAUCGGAAUUUGCAUUUGCGCUUUUGUCAAGUUGGCUUCACGGAUCACGAACUCCUUCUCCUUCCCAGAGGGUAGCUUCAUGCUCAAAGAUUCCGUGUUCAAAGUUUUCCCUGUCACGGUUGUUUUCGUAUCCAUGGUCGUGUUCAAUACACUCUGCCUCAAAUAUGCCGACAUAUCUUUUUAUUAUAUAGGACGAUCGUUGACGACCGUGUUCAACGUCGCUUGUACACGCUUCAUUCUCAGGGAGCAUGUCUCAGUGCAAGUGCUGGUAUGUUGUCUGGUCGUCACGUCUGGUUUCAUGAUGGGUAUUGACCAAGAGAGUAUAUCUGGGACGUUGUCUGUGGCCGGUACAUUGGCCGGCGUACUUGCAUCUUUUAGUGUCGCUCUUUAUUCGAUAUGUACAAAAAAGGUACUCCCUUCAAUCGGCAAUCACAUCUGGCUGCUAUCGUACUACAACAACAUCUAUUCAUGUUUCAUCCUCGCUCCUAUCGUGCUCUUUUCUGGCGAGAUGUCUGUCAUUUUGAACUCGGAGAAAAUCGGUGAGAUCGCCUUCUGGUGGCUCAUGGUCGUCGGAGGAAUAUGCGGUUUCUUGAUUGGCUACGUCACCUCUCUUCAAAUCAAAACUACUUCUGCCCUGACUCAUACGAUCUCUGGGACUGUGAAAGCCUGCGCACAGACCGUUCUUGCGAGUUUCUACUACAGCGAGAGUAGGUCGUUACUCUGGUGGAUUUCUAAUUUCAUAGUACUCAUUGGAAGCGCAGCGUAUACCAUGAUCAAGCAAAAGGAGAUGAAACUGAAAUUCAUGGAACAAAAACCAUCUCUACUAUAACUAGAUUAUUUUUAUUCAUCAAGAAUUAUUGUAAUGAACAUUUGAACACUUGUAUAUAAUAGAAACAUAAUGUUUAAGUUUUGUAUAUAACAAAUAUAAUGUAAAUUUUGUUUUAGAAA